UUUUAUGGUUAAAUAAUCCGCAUGUCACGCCUAGCGCGAUUUAAUAUCCCCGUAUAAAUAAUCUACGUUUAAGCUCUGCGAUUUCUUCUGUAGAGCGCACUCUCAAAGGGUUCGUGCCUGCAAUAUCUGCAGAAAAUUUCGUCACAAGCAGAUUGGGCACUGGAUUCUUUUUCGAUUGAAGUAGAUAGAUUGUGCUUAAAGGGUUUUCUGUGAAGGUAAAAGGCUGCUGGACUUUGACAUAAUAAAAAACUUCUGGAUUGCAACGAUGACUUCUUUUAUAACCAGAAUCAUCAUAUUGAUACUUGGUUAUGCAUAUCCAGCAUUUGAGUGCUUUAAAAUUGUGGAAAAAAAUAAGCCGGAGAUAGAGCAACUUAUUUUCUGGUGUCAGUAUUGGAUAAUAAUCGCAACACUUACUGUACUUGAAAGAGUUUUAGAUACUUUCGUUUCAUGGUUGCCCAUGUAUGGUGAAGCUAAAGUUGCAUUCAUUUUGUAUUUGUGGUAUCCUAAGACAAAGGGAACAAGCUAUGUAUAUGAAACUUUUGUGAGACCUUUUGUAGCAAAACAUGAGGUUGAUAUUGAUAGAAGUUUACAUGAAUUUAAGACGAGGGCUGGGGAUAUGGCAGUUCUGUAUGGGCGGAAGUCUUCAUCUUAUGUUCAAGCUAGAAUUUUUGAUGUGCUUCAGUAUGUUGCCACACAGUCAUCAAAGGCUAGGCCUGUCCAGGUUGUUCAGCCUUCCCGACCAGCUGCGCCAUCUGCACCAUCUGCUCCAUCUGCUCCGUCUGUGCCAGCUGUGCCAGCUGCAGGUUCUAGACAGGUUGUAGCAGCUGCAAGUUCUCGACAGGGUAGACCUGUUGCAGGUUCUCGACAGGCUGGACCAGCUACAGCUCCUCCUCAAUCUCAACCAUCUCAAGUCAAUCGCCAACCUAGUCCAGCUGUAAGUUCCCAAUCAACACAAGAUGCAGUUUCACAAUCCCCUCAGCCUGUGCAACCAGCCCCUGCCGACUCAGUAGUGAGUGUGUCGUCUUCAACCAGUGAGAGCACGGAGGAGAUGGAAGUUGAUCUGGAAGAAGUCAAGAAAGAACAGGUUCCUGCACUCGAACAAACUAUCCGCAUGACUAGAAACAGGCUGAAACAAGUUCGACCACAGAGUAAUACCAAAAUUGAUUGAAUGCUUUAAAGAAUUGAAUUUGCUCCAAUGUUAUGUCUUUACAAGCAUUCAGCAAUCAGUUGCUGUAUGGUUUCGUGGAACUGCUAUCAGGGCUCUUUCAUUGAUUUCUUUUGUCGAUGGAACUAUUGUCAUCCUUUGAAAUGUGUGAUCAGGUGGAUCCUUGCAAAUUGCAGGAAUAUAAUUGUUGUAGAUAAUAUGCACUUGGCUUCCCUCAUUUGGCAGGAAUCUGUAAGUAAGGCAUAUAUACCUUGCAAUUCGCUUGCUGUUUAUUGGCUGUAAUGGCAAUUUGUAAAUCAGCCUGGAACUGAAGAUCAGAGAAUGUAUUUGUAUAUUUAGUUUUCAGACUAUUAUUUUGUUGCAUUACAGACAUUUCUAGCCAAUUUUAUAGUUUUUGUUUGGCUUGGGCAUUGUUGAUGUGCUCCAUGAAAUCUCAAAUAUUUGUUAUUUCUUUGAGGCUUUUCUUGCCCAUUUUCUUGUUUACUGAAUGCUGUUCCUAUUGAUCU
This is a messenger RNA of Cryptomeria japonica (Japanese cedar), 1671 nucleotides long. RefSeq names its product HVA22-like protein i. The transcript is spliced from 7 exons. The record is from RefSeq and is a predicted model, not a curated record. Bases 266 to 1168 code for a protein of 300 amino acids. Lineage: Eukaryota; Viridiplantae; Streptophyta; Pinopsida; Cupressales; Cupressaceae.